Molecule: messenger RNA, 1607 nt
Organism: Hydra vulgaris (swiftwater hydra)
Lineage: Eukaryota; Metazoa; Cnidaria; Hydrozoa; Anthoathecata; Hydridae
Product: presenilin-1
Biological process (GO): protein processing
Cellular component (GO): nucleus; plasma membrane
Molecular function (GO): aspartic endopeptidase activity, intramembrane cleaving
Source: RefSeq, a predicted model, not a curated record
AAUUUACUAAUAUUAUUUGUUUUUUCAUUAGAGGAAAUAUUUAUUUAUUAUCAAGCAAUUAGCUUUUAAUGUAAAACACUAUUGUAACUAUUUAAAUGUUUCUUAAAUGAGUGCAGUAGAUGGUAAACACAAUGUUACAGAAUACACAAACUUGUUAGACAAAGAAGCUUCUUCUGACUGUGAAUCUGAAAAUAUGCCUCAUAAUGACGAAGUCGAAAGAGUUAUAUCAAAUCAAGAAAGAAAUGUAUCGCGGUUUAAUUUGUUAGCAAGAUUUCGAAAUGUAAGAACUAAUAAUGAGGGAAGAUCAACAGUUCAACCUCCGCAACCGCUGGAACAAAGAUCUAUGAACGUUGUUGAAAGUGAGGAUGAUGACCAUGAAGAAAUGUUACAGUAUGGUGCUAAAAGUGUGCUGAUGCUAAUAAUACCUGUCUCCAUUUGUUUACUAGUUGUUGUGGCUACAAUCUCUUCUGUUACAUAUUAUACACAAAAUGCAGGGACUUAUUUAGUUUACACUCCAUUUCAUGAAGAGGGAAAUAUAUCUCAUGCUGAAAAGUUUGGUCAAGCCUUAGCAAAUUCCCUUAUAGUUAUUGGAGUGAUUCUUGUUAUGACUAUAAUUCUAGUUAUCUUAUAUAAAUGCAGAUGCUACAGGAUCAUUGAAGCAUGGUUGAUUUUAUCAUCUUUGAUGCUUUUGUUUUUCUUCAGUACAAUAUAUCUUCAAGAACUGCUUCGUGUGUAUAAUGUAGCCAUGGAUUACAUUACUGUUGUUCUUUUGAUAUGGAAUUUUGGUGUUGUUGGAAUGAUUUGUAUACACUGGAAAGGACCUUUGUUAUUGCAGCAAGCAUAUUUAAUCAUUAUUAGUGCUUUAAUGGCAUUAGUUUUUAUAAAAUAUCUUCCUGAUUGGACAUUAUGGUUUAUAUUAGCUGCUGUUUCAAUAUAUGACUUGUUCGCAGUACUCUGUCCAAAAGGUCCUCUUCGUAUUCUUGUACAAACUGCACAGGAAAGGAAUGAACAGCUUUUUCCAUCACUUAUUUAUUCAUCAACAUUUAUGUAUCCCACUGUGGUGAACCAGGUUCAGGAAGCAACCAGCUCCCAAGCUAAACUUACAGAAAAUACUGAUGAUAAUCAUGAAGAUGAGCCAAAUAAUAUUCAACAGCAAACAGCCCCCAUUUUAAAUGAACAGAAUGUAGAAGCAACUGCAACCACACCGCCUACACAAUCAGAAGGUCCUGAAGAACGAGGUGUUAAGUUGGGACUUGGAGAUUUUAUUUUCUAUAGUGUUUUAGUUGGAAAAGCUUCUUCAUAUAAAGACUGGAAUACAACACUUGCUUGUUUUGUUGCUAUUUUGAUAGGUUUGUGUUUGACUUUGCUAUUGUUAGCAAUUUAUCGAAAAGCUUUACCGGCUUUACCGAUAUCUAUAACUUUUGGAUUGAUAUUCAACUUUGCUACGUCAUACUUUGUUAAACCGUUUACCGAUCAUUUAGCAGGCGAACAAGCUUUUAUAUAAUUCAACAGAAAGUUACAUAAAUGUACUUUACUAGCGAAUCAUUUUUCUUAUAUAUUUAUUAUUGAUAUAAUAUAAAAGAUUUUAAGUUUUUAUAUCAGACGUA